AUGAAACGGACGUUCGCUCGCUGGACUGCCCUGACCGGCAUUCACCUCUAUCUUCACAAUGGUCUGGCUUCGGCCUCGGCCAUGGCCGCCAGCCCGUGCAGGAGGGUGGCCGUGGUCGAGCACCUCCCCAUGUUGGUCGUCUGCCGUAACACGACGACGACGACGACGAUGGUUCGGACCUACACGACGUGCUUCCCCACGGCCGAGCCGACGAUGAAGACGAAGACGAAGAAGAAGACGACGACGACAUACGAAGCGUCCUCUUCGCCGUCGACGCAAGAGGCGCCCUCGUCGACGUCGACGCACGAAGCACCCUCGUCGACGCCGACGGCCGACUGCACCAACGAGGUGGGCGACUUUGAAUUCCUCAACUGCGUCACCUCGCCCAACGGAUUUCCGGGAUUCGCCAACGUCGGACCCGCGCCCGGCGAUGACCUCGACGCCUGCUCCGCCCUGUGUCAUCUCCAGUACAUGACCGUCUAUGCAAACAUGUGCUACUGCGCCGCCGCCCUCGACCCUUCCAUCACCGUCAUCCCCAAGGAAUUGUGCUGCAGCCUGGGGUCGUCGGCCCUCAAGGUCAAGCGUCAGGACAUUCCUGCUGGCGUUGUCGUCCAGAUUUACAGUCGCUUCCAACCCUUUGUGUCGUCUGGUUCCUCGUCGGUCGCCGCUCCCACAUCGGCCACGUCUGAAGUCUCGUCCGAGUCGGAGACGACGCCUGCCACUACUGUCACUCUCCCGGACACGUCUUCGGCGCCCUCUUCGGAGCCCUCUUCGGAGGCGACCUCGUCUGCGGAGCCGACGUCCACUCCCGAGCCUACUUCUUCCGUCGAGCCCACGUCGUCGACGUCGUCUGCGUCGUCCACCGAGCCCACGUCAUCUGCCGAGCCCACGUCGUCUGCCGAGCCCACCUCCUCGGCCGUGCCUACGUCCUCGGUCGAGCCAACCAGUUCCACGUCGGAGUCGACUUCGAUACCCGAGUCAACCUCGACGAGUGUGCCGACGAGCUCUACCUCGGAGUCGACCUCGACGCUCGAGUCAACUUCCACGACGGACCAAGGUUCCGAAUCUAUCAUCUACACGACGAUAACACUUGGGCCUACUUCCAGUUCAGCCCCGUUGGAGUCGACGUCCACCACUACUCUGUCCACUUCCACCCCUGGUUCGUCCUCUACUACUCCCACCUCCGCCACUCCGUCCACAUCUAUCCCGAUCUCGUCCUCCACCACUCCAUCAUCCUCCCCCCCCCCUACUUCGUCCUCCACUACGCCAUCCACGUCCACCUCGUCUACUUCCACCUCUACCGAGACAUCCCCCACUCCUUCGUCAUCCACCCCCCCGCCCGCGAUGGAUUCCUUAUUGACCUUGGUCACCACCAUUACAUUAGGACCUUCAGAUGUCUCAACCUCUCAGACGCCCUCGGUUUCUACCUCGGCGCCGCCAUCAUCAUCCUCCACAUCAUCGUCUACUUCCGCAUCUACCUCUACGUCCACUUCCACAUCCACCACGCCCACGUCCGAGUCCACGUCCACGUCCACAUCCACAUCCACUUCCACUUCCACACCUUCGUCCGCUUCCACUUCCACAUCCACCACCACCCUGUCCACGUCCACUUCCACGUCCACACCCGCAUCCACAUCCACGUCCACAUCCACGUCCACGUCCACUCCUGCUGGGGUUUCCACUCCCUCUACGGCAUCCACUUCCACUUCCACUUCAACUUCGACCUCGACGACUGCAGCGGCAUCCACAUCCGCAACUACACCCACAUCCACGCCCACACCCACCACACCCACAUCCACAUCCACACCCACCACUUCCACUUCCACAUCCACUUCCACAUCCACUUCCACCACUCCCACUUCCACCACUCCCACAUCCACAUCAACGUCUACUUCGACAUCUACAUCGUCAACUUCCUCGUCUACGCCGCCAAUUUUGAUUUCCACCAUCACGACGACCGUAUUCCCCACCAGUGUGAUCACUCCCACGUCGACGUCGACUUCGACGACGACUUCGACGACGACGACAAGUAGUGCGAGUCCGACGUCGACGCUGGAUCUGAAUGAUUAUCCGGGAGUCAUGCUCCGUCAGCACAACAUCCACCGACGCAACCACUCGGUGUCGGACUUUGUUUGGAACAACGACCUGGCCGAUUACGCCAAGACGCUUGCCCUAACCUGCGUCUUUGCGCACGAUGGGACCAUCGGCUCUGCCGAUUACGGCCAGAACCUCGCGGCGUUGAAUGGCGUCGACGAUCCCGUGACGGCCGGCGCUCGCAUGGUGACGAACGUGUGGUACAAUUCCGAGCUUCCGUACUACGUGUGGUACGGCGGGAACCCCCCGCUCGACUCCAACCCAGACCUCUGGGACCACUUCACCCAGAUGGUGUGGAAGGACAGCUCCGAGGUCGGGUGCUCGACGGUCGCGUGCCCGGCUGGAACCAUCUUUCAAAACACCGACUGCUGGUACUCGGUGUGCAACUACAGGCCGCCCGGCAACUACCUGGGAGAGUUUGACGAGAACGUCUUCCCUCCCCUCGGGCAUCCGACUGUCCACAUUGGCGAUUAA
Drechmeria coniospora is the source of this 2568-nucleotide messenger RNA. RefSeq lists its product as uncharacterized. Bases 1 to 2568 code for a protein of 855 amino acids. The transcript has 5 exons. Lineage: Eukaryota; Fungi; Ascomycota; Sordariomycetes; Hypocreales; Ophiocordycipitaceae. The record is from RefSeq and is a predicted model, not a curated record.